AUGAUUAACGAUAAAUUGGUAUAUUUCUUGAUCCAGAAUUAUGAUGAUAUCCUGAGAGCGCCGCUGUCUGGACAACUCAAAGACGUGUAUUCACUAUAUUCUAGUGGCGGUUAUGAUAAUUUCGUGGAGGAAUUAAGUAAUGGUCAGAAAUUAUUGCAUUUUGAAGAGUUUUGGAAUGACCUUCAAGACAUUAUAUUCGCAACGCCAAAAUCCAUCCAGUUCGAGCAGAAUCUACUGGUGGCAGAAGGGCCUGAAAAGAUUGUUUUCUUGGAUACUUUUUCCCUUAAAAUCCUCUAUAAUAAAUUUCACCCUUUUCACUAUGCAUUGAAAUUGCCCAGUUCUUCAUUUGAUGAAAAAGUGUCGAAUGCAAGGACAACACAGAUAGAUUCGAAUGAAAAUCAGCUGCUAGGUAGGCUAUUCGAUGUGUUAAACUGGGACGAAAACGUUACUAACCAGGGAUUACCGCGUGAACAACUGAGCAAUCGCUUACAGGAUUUAUUACGGGAUAAACCAUCUUCUUUCCAGCUCGCUAAAGAAAGGGCUAAGUACACGACCAAAGUCAUUGAGUACAUUCCCAUAUGUAGCGAACACUCACAUGCGUCGCUACUGUCCACUUCAGUCUACAUUGUCAAUAACAAAAUCGUUUCGUUACAAUGGUCGAAAAUAUCGGCAUGCCAAGAGAAUCAUCCAGGUUUUAUUGAAUGUAUUCAAUCAAAAAUUCAUUUCAUUCCCAAUAUCAAACCGCAAACUGAUAUCUCUUUAGGAGACUGUUCGUAUUUGGACACCUGCCACAAAUUGAAUACGUGUCGGUACGUUCAUUAUCUGCAAUAUAUUCCAUCAUGUUUACAAGAGCGUGCUGAUCUUGACAUUGCGGCCCAAAACAAAGAAAUAGAGUCGAAUGUCCCUAUACCAUUCUAUACUCUAGGAAAUUGCUCUGCACAUUCGAUCAAGAAGGCUUUACCUGCACAGUGGAUUCGUUGCGAUGUUCGAAAGUUCGAUUUUAAAAUCCUGGGGAAAUUCUCCGUAGUCAUUGCAGACCCUGCAUGGAAUAUCCACAUGAAUCUGCCAUACGGCACCUGCAAUGAUAUUGAGCUCCUAGGCUUGCCCUUACAUGAAUUGCAAGACGAAGGAAUUAUUUUUCUAUGGGUGACAGGUAGAGCUAUCGAAUUGGGAAAGGAGUCCUUGAAUAACUGGGGGUACAACGUAAUAAACGAAGUCUCGUGGAUAAAAACAAACCAAUUGGGUAGGACAAUUGUUACAGGUCGUACGGGGCAUUGGCUGAAUCAUUCUAAGGAGCAUUUAUUGGUAGGCUUGAAAGGCUCCCCGAAAUGGAUCAACAAGCAUAUCGACAUCGAUCUGAUUGUAUCAAUGACCAGAGAGACCAGCAGGAAGCCUGAUGAAUUGUACGGUAUAGCUGAACGGUUGGCGGGGACACAUGCCAGGAAAUUGGAGAUAUUUGGAAGGGAUCACAAUACUCGACCAGGCUGGUUUACCAUUGGGAACCAACUUACAGGAAAUUGCAUAUAUGAAAUGGAUGUUGAAAGGAAGUACCAGGACUUCAUGAAAAACCAUAACAGCAGCGGCAAUAACAGUAGCAGAAAGAGCGACAAAAAGUCCAACUCAAAAAUACAGCAGCAGCAUCAGCAGCAGCAGCAGCAUCAGUAUUGGAAUAAUAUGGGCAACAGUAAGUAUUAUACGAACAAUAAGCAGAAUAUUAUCAACAAAAAGCAAACUGCCUUUGACUCCAAACACCAACAACAACACCAACAACAACAAUUUCAAACACUAAAUAACCUAUAUUUUGCUCAGUAA
Messenger RNA from Saccharomyces kudriavzevii IFO 1802, 1812 nucleotides. It is a transcript of the gene IME4, whose product is annotated as mRNA (N6-adenosine)-methyltransferase. Gene Ontology annotation, cellular component: RNA N6-methyladenosine methyltransferase complex; nucleus. NCBI's taxonomy places the organism in Eukaryota, Fungi, Ascomycota, Saccharomycetes, Saccharomycetales, Saccharomycetaceae. The transcript has a single exon. The record is from RefSeq and is a predicted model, not a curated record. Gene Ontology annotation, molecular function: mRNA m(6)A methyltransferase activity. Bases 1 to 1812 code for a protein of 603 amino acids.